This is a messenger RNA of Trichomonas vaginalis G3, 613 nucleotides long. Its product is annotated as organellar and viral DNA polymerase type B. The transcript has a single exon. NCBI's taxonomy places the organism in Eukaryota, Parabasalia, Trichomonadida, Trichomonadidae. The annotation marks the transcript as partial. The record is from RefSeq and is a predicted model, not a curated record.
AUGCGAACGUUGGUGAAACACGAGAGAGACGACACACUGAAACAACAGAGAAGAGAGAUGUUUAAGAGCGCUAUAGAACAAGUUCGCAAAGCUAAUGAUGUCAUUCGUUCCAUUGACGACAAACCAAAAGAAGGUAAGAGAUGGUUAAAGAAAGAUGAAGAGAAUAGGAAGAGGAAUGUUAAGACAGGCAAUAGACUCAUUGACUUUAACAUCGAAGCUUUAGAUGAACCAAACAGAGACUACUUACACAAACAUUUGGGUAAGGUUUUCAUGAGACUCUUAGAGAAGAUUAAAAUAAACUCCCAACAAAGAUGGAUGGUAUGUUAUAAACUUGGUGGAAAGUAUGAAUGUUCUACGUUAAACCUCAAUAAUAUUGGAACAUUACUACAUCAGCUCUUGAAGGAGAACUUUAUAACAGAGAUUGAAGCAAAUGCUGCAGGUAUUGUUGAAAUGCACUAUGACUUCUUCUUGACAAACAUAAAGAAUCUUACUGAAAUAAAGAUGUAUGAUUUAACAGAAUAUGAAGGCUUAACGAUGUCAGAUGUUAAGAAAGGAAAGCCAAAAAAGAGACCCUAUAGAGAUGAAAGCACACUGACAAAUGACCAGAAAGCCA